AUUAGUUCAAAUUAUAAAUUAGCGAUUAAGUGUAGAAUUUAAUGCAAAAUUUUUUUUCCCAUAUUGUGCUAAUUUACCUCUAGCUAGACUGUAGAUAGGAACACAUAGUGUUGAAGGUAUUAGUUAAAAUUUCUAAAAGCUGAGAUGGAUUUAGCUUUCAUCUGUUCCUUCUUACACUCCAAAGUAACCUUGCGUGUUACAAUUUCAUCAAUUUAACAGACCGCUUGUACCAAACCGACUUAGUUCAAACAAAUCAUAACUUCUAAGGGAACUAUUAGCCGAUCAUUUGAGUAUUUUUUUUUACCAUCAUUGGUGUGUUUUUUUGCGAGAUCAAAAAUAGUAAUGGUAAGUUUGUACAGUAUACAGGUAAGUUAGGAACUGUAAAAACAAUUGAUACAAUUAUCAGCCAGCACUGGUAGUGCAGAACAACAAAAAAGGAACACUGCUAUUCUACAAAGAGAAUCUAGCAGUUCCCCAGAUGAUACAACAAGUCAAUCAUAACUAAGGACCUGUCAUAGAGGAGUAGGAAAUAAAAUGUCAACUAAGAAAAUUUUGAAAUCGAGCUCACACCAACCGAAUGCCCAUACACUGGUCAGUUGUGUACAAUCAAUUCUGUCAAAAUAUGAAUGUGAAAAUUUAGGUAAAUCUACUAAUCAUGUUAAAAAAAAAUAUUAUGUAAAAGAGAAAGAUUAUAUCACAAAAAGAAUUCCUCUUAGUACUGAAGACUUGCUUGAGUUUUCAAUAAGUCGCACUCACUGCCCAAUGGUCGUGAGACAUAAAAAACAAAUAUGUAAAAAACUGAGCAAGUCGCAUUCCCAACCAUUGAGGAUUCAACAAUCCUCUAGUUUAACUCAAACAAAAAAUCGCUUUAAAAUUUCCUUGGCAAGAAAAAUUUCUUUUCUCAAACAGAACAAUCCAAAUACAAAAUCUAUAGGAUAUUAUGGAACUUGCUUUUGCAAUUUAUUUAAAUUUAACUCUAAAAGGCUUAGGGUGGUUGAGAAGAAUAAUAAAGCAGACAAAUGUAUUUGUCAUAGCCAGAACAAUAAACGGAAUUCCAAAACUAAAGGUCGAUUUAAACAUACUCACAGCAUUUGUGAAACAAAAAAUGUAAAGAGAGCUUAUCCUUCAGAGGAAGUAAAAAAAGUUGAAAAUCUAAAAACGUAUGAAUCUACUGAACCUACCACCAAACCUAGGAGGAUUCAAUUUGAGGAUAGCUGCAGAUGUCAAGACUGUUACAGACGUUACAUGACCAAUCAGAAGGUUUCAAAAAAAUUGAUUUCAACAAGAGGUUAUUCAGCUCAAUCAGCAAGUCAUGCGGCUGAAAAUAUGCAGAAAAAUAAUGGGUAUAUGGAUUUAAAGAUGAUUGAGAAAAAUCAAUUACUAGGAGGGAAGUAUUCUACUAUUUUAUACAAACCAAAAGAUAAUUCAAAGACUGUUGAAAAAAUAUACCAACCAGAACAUUCAAUGUUAGAGAAUUUUAUUUCUUCUCAUAACAUUUUUGAAAAUGUUGUAGAACUGGAUGUGUCUCAAAGUCAGUUCUGUAAAAUAUCAACAUUUCUGAAAAAUAACACAUCUAAAUGUCAAAUUAACAACUCAGAAGUACAUGAUUUAUCAGUUCAGAAAAAGAUAAGCAACAAAAGUGCCAGAGAUUCAAAAGGUAAAAAGGUUGGCCUGAAAGGAUUACACAAUAUAACUAAGGAAGUUGAUUAUUCCCGUGUAAAACAACAUAAAUUACAUGAUGACUCCUCAGGGUGUGAUCUAUUUGCCAGUUUAGCACAAGACAAGUGCUCUAAUACUAAAGCUAACUGUGUAAUUCGUAAAAUCUGUCAAUGCUCAAAGUGUCUUGGAACUGGCCAUGAGGAAAAUGUUAAUUCUGAUUCAUACUGUUGGGACAGCCAUCUCAACACAAAUAUAUCACAAGUUUGUAACAAUAGCGACAUAACCAACACAAACUCAGAUUUGGAACGAAAAAGGGUUUUGCCAUCCAUAUCUGAGAAAGUUUUAACAAUUUCAAAAUCUAGUGACACAGAAGUUCCAAUAUCAAAAGCAAAAAAUGUUAACAAUGUUGCUGUACAAACUGACAGAUAUUUAGCAAUGGAUGUAUCUGGGAUAACAAGGAUGACUGGACAUGUAAGUACACAUUGUCAUUCUCAUGGCGAUGUACUGAAAAGUCAUAUUGGCACCCCACCAAAACCCAAAAAAUUACAAAGCAAUACAUUUAUUAUAACUAAAUCUUCUACAAGAGAAAAUGUUAUUAAUUAUUUGGAAUAUGACAUGAAUAUGUUUAAUGACAGAUUUAGUCAACACCAAAUAAAAGAAUACAGAAUACAAAAGAAGUUAUAUCCAGUUCACGGUAAUCUCCAAGAGCCUUUUGCAACACCCAACCAGGUUUCAAAUUUUUUCAAGUCCAACUUAAAUACAUAUAAAGCAUUUUACUAUGGAACAACCACUGUUUCAAUUGAUUCAGAAAGUAAAUAUUCCACUCUUGAAAAACAUAAUUCGUUGGAGUGCCAGAAAAAAACUACCUCAUCAUCUUUUGUUAGUCCUAUAUUUCCAGGUAAAAAAUACUCUAGAAUAAACAAUUAUAGCCAUGACAUAUUUUUAGCAAACAAAUCUUUACAUGAAUUCCCUUAUAUUAUAAAAACGGUGGACCAGUCCUCAUAUAAUCUAUGGGAGUACAAAUCUAAACAAAAAAACAUUAAUUUACAAUGUCUGCCUCAUGACUACAAUGAUUCCACCGUAAAAACUUAUGUUGAAGACAUAAAAUCAGCGAAAAGUCAUCACCUAGAUAUACAACAAACAACAGGUUUUAAAUAUGAAACACAUCGGAUAGUAUUUCAAUCAAAUAAUGAACAGUUACAUUCUGAAACAAUUCAAUAUAAUCAAGAUAGAAACACUUUGACCAAUUCAUCAUUUUCCAUAACAAAUAAAAACAUGUUACAUCCAAACAAAAAAGACGAUUUUAGUUUGGCAAUUAAGAAUAAUUUUUCCAGUUGGAAUGAUCAUCAGUCAAUUUCUAGAUAUGAAGAAGAUACAUGUGAGCCCAAUUUAAAUGCCUUACAUUGUAAUCCUUUGGAAAAUAAAAGGACGGUUACCUCCUACAUUCAAUUAACAGAAUCAGAUAAUAAAAAUCCAGCCCCAGUUAAUGAUGAAAAAGAGAGAAUUCUAAUGGUUAAUCAAGAUUCUCAGAGUGCAAACAUUUUUGAAGAAAGAAUUAUAAGAAACUAUGUAACUAACUGUGAACACAGAUUUAAUUUCAUUGGACAAAAAACCAAACUGCAAAACAAAAACAAAAAUGAUAUAUUUCCUAAUUAUAUAGUUGAUGUUAGCUCCAACCAUACACACUCAAGAAACUAUAUUGAUAAAAAUCAAAAUACUGACAACAGCAAUGAUAAUGAAACUGGAUGUAAUCAGCAAACAUUUCCUUACAUCAUUUUUAAAAUGUCUGUAAUAUUUGAAGAAUACAAUGGUAUUAAUAAGGAUGGAAAUGAUGAUAAGGUUUAUCCGGGAACAAUAGUUUGUAUCAAAGUCUAUUACUAAUAUUAAAAUGUCCAAAAAUAAAUGAGAAAAAGCAAUUUUAUCAAUGGAGGACGCAAUUCUGGGAAACUCAAAAGGUGCGACUUACAAGUCUUUCAUUCUUGAUGUUGAAAUAGUGAUAAGAUCUGAAGGAACAGCCAGCAUAGCAGAACAAAAAGUGAAAAACAAAAAUGACGGAAGCAGUAAAGAAAAGACAAAGAAUACAGAGCAAAAGAAUAAUUCACAGAAACAAACGGCCGAUGAUGUUUAUUUAUUAACCACAGAACAAGCAAAUCUUUCCAAGAUCAAUAAUCAACCAAACAGCAAGAUCAGUAAAGUAGUGCUUGACCACAAAUCAAGUGUUUUGAAUGAAACAAAUCCAAUCAAAGAGGACUGUGACAUAAGUUUACUUAUAAAUACCGCUAAUCAAAAUCUUUCUAUCAGUAGAAAAGGAUUGAAUUAUACAAAUUCAGCCCAUGUAUUAACUUGUUGCUCAAACAUGUACAGAGUCGAGGCAGAUUCAGUUAGCUUGCUAGAAAGGAACAUUACUGACAACUAUUUGUUUCCUAGACUGAAGAACAGUUAUUCAGCAAUAUACUAUACACAAACUUUAGUCAAAACUCGUAAUAACAAGUUUCAUGAAGAUUACCAAUCAAAUCUGAAAAAUAGUGUUAAAAAAACCAAAUCAGAUGUAGAACAUUUAUUUUUGGCAAAAACUGAUAACAUUUCUAUGAUUGACACUAUUAAGUCUAGUGUCUUUUUAUGUACUUCUUAUUCAGCCGCUACAAUUGCAAGAGGUGAUAACAAUAUUUCAAAGGACUUAAAAAUGUUUAAAGAACACACAAAAAAUCAAAGAAACAAAACUAACUACCAAAAAAGCCCCCCCACUGUGAUGAAUAGUAAAAAAAAUAUCCUUUGCAAACCUAUAAAACCUUCCAAAAUUGCAAACUAUUGUCAAACAGUAAACAACUUUAAAGAGAUAUUAAGUUUUUUAAAUACAAUAAAAGUUUAAAAGGGGUAAAAAUAUAAAAAAAAACACAUAUAUUUAUCAGUGUCAGACAAUAAGUCAAA
This is a messenger RNA of Macrosteles quadrilineatus (aster leafhopper), 4587 nucleotides long. RefSeq lists its product as uncharacterized. Bases 535 to 3540 code for a protein of 1001 amino acids. The record is from RefSeq and is a predicted model, not a curated record. Lineage: Eukaryota; Metazoa; Arthropoda; Insecta; Hemiptera; Cicadellidae. The transcript has 2 exons.